Messenger RNA from Syngnathoides biaculeatus (alligator pipefish), 1500 nucleotides. RefSeq names its product phospholipase ABHD3-like. The coding region runs from base 227 to 1492 and encodes 421 amino acids. Gene Ontology annotation, biological process: medium-chain fatty acid catabolic process; medium-chain fatty acid biosynthetic process. NCBI's taxonomy places the organism in Eukaryota, Metazoa, Chordata, Actinopteri, Syngnathiformes, Syngnathidae. Gene Ontology annotation, molecular function: monoacylglycerol lipase activity; acetylesterase activity. The transcript is spliced from 8 exons. The record is from RefSeq and is a predicted model, not a curated record.
GAGUGUGCGCAUGCGUGGAUGAUCCGCGCUGGCCAGGACACCCGGAAGUGGGGCUUUCCGUUAUGGCGGCGGCGGAGGCGGGCGGCUUCCUCCGCUUUUUUUUUUUGGACUUAUUUUGUUUGCUUUCUGUUCUCACGUGUCGCUCAUUAGCAUCGAGCGCCGCUGAUUCGCGAAGGCCAUCGGAAUUUUUUUCUUUUCUUUUUGCGAUCGAACCGAAGUCGGCGUGAUGCUGUGGCGCGUCCAUUGGGAGUUGGGCUCCACGGCUGACGCCGUGCUUUUGUGCUCCCUCGCGGCCGCCCUGUGGUGCCUGUGGGGCCGCAAGAGUCAGGGUCCAACGUCCUCAGCACGUUCGCCACAGAUUCCGCAAACUAAGAUCGUCGUCGUUCUAAAAUCGUUGGUGGUCUUGAAUUGUAACCGCGUCCUUCCCGCCGCGCCAGAAACCGUCGCUGGUGUGCAGCGAGAUGUUCCGCGACUUCCUGCGGGAGCACUGCCCCGCCGUGAGCGAGAGCUUCAGCCCGACGCCGUGGUGCUGGGGGGGCCGGCUCCAGACGCUGCUCUGCGUCCUCAUCAAGUCCAGACCGCACGUCGCUUACCGCAACGAGCGAAUCCGCACGCCCGACGGCGGUCAGAUCUCGCUGGACUGGGCGGACAACGACGGCAGCGCCGCCUACCCGGAAGCGUCCACGCGGCCCACCGUGCUGGUCCUGCCGGGCUUGACGGGCGACAGCCGCCAGACGUACGCGCUCCACGCCGUCAGGCGGGCCGCCCGCCACGGCUACAGACGCCGCAGACUUUCUGCGCGGCCGACACUUCCGAUCUGGAGCAGGUGGUCCGACACGUUAAAAGCCUGUACCCGCAAUCGCCCCUUUUCGGCGCCGGCAUCUCCUUGGGAGGCAUGUUGCUGCUGAACUACCUGGGCCGCAAGGGCGCCGAGUCGGGCCUGGUGGCGGGCUGGACCGUCUCCGCCCCCUGGGACGCGCUCAAGUCGGCGGACAGCAUGGAGGAAGCGCUCAACCGGCUGCUCUUCAACCGACACCUCACGCGAGGCCUUUGCGACGCCGUGCGCAGGCACAGGCGGGUUCUGGAGAAAGUGGCGGACAUCGAGCACGUCCUCGAGGCGCGCACCAUCCGUGAAUUUGACGAGCGCUUCACGGCGCCGCUGUUCGGCUACGAGUCCUGCACGGAGUACUACCGCCACGCCAGCCCCGCCGAGCGGCUCUCCCGGACCGCCGUGCCCGUCUUGUGUCUCAACGCCGCCGACGACCCCUUCUCCCCGCAACACGCGUUCCCGUUGGGCGCGGCCAAGGAGCUGCCCAACGUGGCCCUGCUGGUGACGGCUCACGGCGGCCACAUCGCCUUCCUGGAGGGUUUGUUCCCGCGCGCCGCCGGCUACAUGGAGCGCGUCUUCGGCCAGUUCGCGCGAGCCGUCCUGGAGCACCCGCACGACGCCCGCAAAGCCUGCGGCCUGCCGGGCGGCCUCAACGGGAAAUGAGCCGCCAG